Molecule: messenger RNA, 1341 nt
Organism: Vanessa atalanta (red admiral)
Lineage: Eukaryota; Metazoa; Arthropoda; Insecta; Lepidoptera; Nymphalidae
Product: probable RNA-binding protein 18
Exons: 4
Coding region: 250-834 (194 amino acids)
Molecular function (GO): RNA binding
Source: RefSeq, a predicted model, not a curated record
ACAAUUUUUUACAAUUGCAUUUCGAAAGCCUCUCGAUCUUUCUUUUGAUCUGAUAUGGAUUCUUGAUCAUAAAAUAUAAAUUUACGUAACCUGUGUUACAUUAUAAAUGUGUUAUAAAUCAAAAUUCAAGUUACGAGUUUAAUUAAAGUCGAUUUCGUUGAGAGAUACAUUCAUAGAAUGUGUGUAUUUUUUUUCCCUUAACGUUGUUAGUAAUUGCACACUUCUUUCUUCGACAGCGAAAUAAGCACUAUGGAAGACGUUACGGUACCUUUGUAUUUGGAGCCAGUGCAGCAAAGAGAAUCUUGCGACAAAAGGCUUUGGAUAGGAAAUCUGGAUCUUCGAGUUAAUGAGUAUCAAUUACUGAAAAUGGUCCGCGUGUAUGGCAACAUCGAGAAGUUCGACAUGCUGUUCCACCGUAGCGGCCCAAAUGCUGGGCAGCCACGGGGCUUUGCUUUUGUCACAUAUAAGUUGAAACAAGAUGCAAUUAAUGCAAUGAAUUCAUUAAAUGGUCAGCUUCUUGGAAUGAAGAGGAUUUCUGUGAAGUUUGCCAAAAAUACUUCCGAUGACCAAGAUAAGCCAAAACCUGAACUGGGAAUAGCAGCUCUAAGCGGAGUGAAAACUGAGCUUAAACUUAGCAAGAAAACAGCUAUUCAGUCCAUUGAAGCCAAACUCAAAAUGAUGGAAAAUAUGAAAGCAGGAGAUGAUUUUGUUAUCAAUAAGCUAGCAGCAAACGAGACACCAAUCAUUGCUCAAUAUCAAACAAAGCAACAUCAGCCACCAAACAAAACUAUGACUUCUUUUAAAAGACGUCAUCCUUAUCAUAAAAAGAGAUAAUUGUGUUAGUAAUUCACAAAUAAUUUCCUAUAAGAAGGAGCUAUUUUAUUUGUGAACGAUUAACAUUAUUGAAAAAUUUCUAGUUCACCUCGAAUAUAGCUAAUAAGAACAACUUAACGAAAUAAAGGCUUUCCAAUAUUUAAAAAAAGUUUUAACAGUUACAUACUCAAUAGAAUUUAAGAUAUUGUCUUUGGAUUUUUAUACCAAAUACAAUUAGUUUUAAAUAAUUUAAAGUUAUUAAAUGUUUUCAAAUAUUUUGUAAGAAUUUAUUUAGAGCCUUAGCAGUUAUUAAAAUUUGUACAAAUGUUUGAGUGGUUUAGUUUAGGUCUUUUUUAGUGAGUUGUGAUGUUUACAGUAUUUAAUUAAUUUUAAUAUUAGACUAAUUCUGAGAUUAAAACGCCCCUGGUGUUCACUAGCUAGAUCAGUUCAGUGUUUAAAAUAAUGUUUUGUGCCUGUAGUAUAAUAUUAAGGAAAAAUGUAAAUAAAAAUAAAUUGUAAUAAAGAAGA